This is a messenger RNA of Hemibagrus wyckioides, 1843 nucleotides long. It is a transcript of the gene sccpdha.1, whose product is annotated as saccharopine dehydrogenase a, tandem duplicate 1. The record is from RefSeq and is a predicted model, not a curated record. Gene Ontology annotation, cellular component: lipid droplet; plasma membrane; mitochondrion. The transcript has 12 exons. Gene Ontology annotation, biological process: glycolipid biosynthetic process. The coding region runs from base 149 to 1432 and encodes 427 amino acids. Lineage: Eukaryota; Metazoa; Chordata; Actinopteri; Siluriformes; Bagridae.
UCUAAGACGUUGUUGGAGUUUUCCCUUACAAAGGCACGCGCACACACAAAACUCCGCGCAGCUCGAGAGUCUGUGUCUCACUCUUAGUGUCUCUCUCUCAGUGUCUCUCUCUCAGUGUGUUAAUCAGGGUGGACUGUAAUCCUCCGUGAUGGCGGCGCGCGGCUCUUCUUCUUCCAGACCCUACCAGCUCAUCAUCUUCGGGGCUUCGGGCUUCACUGGCCGCUUCGUGGUGGAGGAGGUGGCCAGGAGCAGCGCCGAGGUUCCGGGGGGGAAACUGGUCUGGGCCAUCGCGGGGAGGAGCAGAGACAAGCUGGAGAAGGUUCUGCAGGAGGCCGCGCAGCAACUCGGGAAACCAGAGCUGCAGUCGGAGGUGGAGAUCAUCGUGGCUGAUGUGUCAGAGCCGGACUCGUUAGCUGCUAUGUGUAAACUAGGGCUUGUUAUCCUCAACUGUGUCGGGCCGUAUAGAUUCUAUGGUGAGCCGGUGGUGAAGGCGUGUGUGGAGAACGGUGCUCACUGUGUGGACAUCAGUGGAGAACCUCAGUAUUUAGAGAGCAUGCAGCUGAGUUACGGCGCAGCGGCGGCGGAUGGGGGCGUGUACAUCGUGGGGAGCUGCGGCUUCGACUCCAUUCCUGCAGAUUUGGGCGUAAUUUACACACGGGACCAGUUUAAAGGCACUCUGACAGCUGUGGAGAGUUUUCUGACCGUGAGCUCAGGACCUGAGGGGUCAUCUAUCCAUGAUGGGACAUGGCAGUCGGCCGUGUACGGGGUGGCAGACAGUGACAAGCUGAGGAGCCUGAGGAAAAAAUUCAACCACAAACCGCUGCCUGUGGUCGGGGCCAAGAUUAAACGAAGGAGCGCUCUGUUCUAUAGUAAUGAAAUACAGCAGUAUGCGAUUCCCUUCAUGGGCUCUGAUCCUUCUGUGGUGAAGAGAACUCAGCGCUUCCUGUUUGAGGAACAUCAACAAACUCCGGUCCAGUACGGAGCGUAUGCUGGAGUGGGGAGAAUCUCCUCUGUUAUAAAACUGCUCUUCGCCGGUUUCAUCUUCUUCUUACUCGUCAAGUUCAGCUUUGGCAGAAACCUUCUGAUUAAAUUUCCAGAGUUUUUCUCCUUUGGAUAUUUCUCCAAAGCUGGACCGAGUCGGAAACAGAUGGAGGGAUCAUCAUUUCGUUUUGCGUUCUUUGGUGAAGGUUACAGUGAUGGUCAGGAUCUGUCUCAGGGGAAACCCAACGCUAGAAUCCGCACCCUCGUCCAGGGACCAGAGGCAGGUUAUGUUGCAACACCGAUCGCCAUGGUGCAGGCGGCUCUCACCAUCCUCACUGAACCUGACACUCUGCCCAAAAAAGGUGGUGUGUAUACCCCCGGAGCUGCCUUCGCUAAAACCUCCCUCAUCAAACGUCUGGAUCAACACGGCAUCCAUUUCUCUGUGCUGUGAGAAGAAGCGAAGUGGAGUUUAACACAGCGAACCUUCAGCACUACAUAUCACUUGCUCUGAUUAGCGCUUAGCAUCAAGGCUUACAUGCAGGAUUAAAUUCAUCUACUUCAUUCUGAACAUAGAGACCCCUCACUGAUGUAGUCCAUUACUUUUGCACUAAAGAGGUGACACACACACACACACACACACACACACACACACACACACACACACACACACACACAGUGUAUGUGAGAAAUAUAUAGCCUGAGGUAGCCUGGGUUAGCUAUAGACUUAGCAUUAAUUCACCUGUGUGUAUCAGUUUUGGUUUGUGGAGAAUUUAAAUAACACAUUUAUAACAUGUAUGUUGUGUGUUUUUCCCCUGUAACUUUUGCACUAAUGAAUUAAAGGCUACAGAAGAGAUUAAUUUAA